This is a messenger RNA of Abrus precatorius (Indian licorice), 839 nucleotides long. RefSeq names its product sm-like protein LSM3A. The record is from RefSeq and is a predicted model, not a curated record. Gene Ontology annotation, biological process: P-body assembly; mRNA splicing, via spliceosome. Gene Ontology annotation, cellular component: P-body; precatalytic spliceosome; Lsm1-7-Pat1 complex. NCBI's taxonomy places the organism in Eukaryota, Viridiplantae, Streptophyta, Magnoliopsida, Fabales, Fabaceae. Bases 87 to 380 code for a protein of 97 amino acids. Gene Ontology annotation, molecular function: RNA binding. The transcript is spliced from 3 exons.
GGGUUAACAAGAAUCAGACUCCAAGAACUGAAAUAAGAGAGAGGGAAAGGGUAAAGAAAGAAAAGGGCUAAGAAGUGAAGUGAUUGAUGGCACUAGAGGAAGAAAGCGCAGUGAAGGAGCCUUUGGAUCUCAUUAGGCUCAGCCUUGACGAGCGUAUCUAUGUCAAGCUUCGUUCUGACAGAGAGCUUCGUGGCAAGCUUCAUGCUUAUGAUCAGCAUCUUAAUAUGAUCCUUGGUGAUGUUGAAGAAAUUGUUACUACUGUGGAAAUUGAUGAUGAGACUUAUGAAGAAAUUGUGAGGACUACAAGGCGUACAGUUCCUUUCCUGUUUGUUAGGGGAGAUGGGGUGAUAUUGGUUUCCCCACCGUUAAGGACUGCAUGACAUGGACCUACAAAUUAUGUGAUCAUUUUAAUGACAAUUGUCUGUUGAUGAGAUGUUACACCUUCAUGAGUAUCGUUGCUUAUGAUUAGAUUAGUUCCUUAAUUGGCAUGUGUGCUAGAAAUUUCUGUUUGACAGACAGUUUUCAAUCAUCUUUAUAGCAUAUGACAAAAUCAUGGCUUGCUCAUGAACACCGAUUUUGGCUGCAAGUGUGGAGCCACUUAUGAGCCACUUACAUAUAAGUGACUCCAUAAGAGUAGGCCAUGAUUCCUGAUUCGGUGUCUUUUCGUUGUGUUUGUUUACUUUUAGUUACAAUAGGAGGGAUGAUUUGUAAGUUUGGUGUAGUCGCUUUAAUCUUGCCGUUUUACCAAGAGGCGAUUGCAGAAAGUAAUACAUUCACUUUAGGGGAAAAGUGAGUUAAGUUUUAGUCCCAUGGAUUGAAAAUGAAAAUGGUUGAGAUUU